Mesorhabditis belari is the source of this 1524-nucleotide messenger RNA. Lineage: Eukaryota; Metazoa; Nematoda; Chromadorea; Rhabditida; Rhabditidae. The record is from the annotation of a GenBank genome assembly.
AUGCGUGUCGAAUUUAAGAAAGUCGUCAGUGCCUACUCGUUGAGGGCUUUCUUCAUCACGAAAUUCGCCUCUUUUCAGCGAAUUCGCUCCGAAAGACUCAAGCUCGCCGUUCGCCUCCCGAAAUCGAUCGCUCCAGUCCGGCCCCGGUUUCGUCUCGUUUCAAAGGCAUCCGACAUCUCGCUGAAAGAAAUCCUCUCACGAGAUGCUGCCGGUGAAAUACUCGAGCGAUUCUGCAAAGAUCAAAACUUUCUCAAACAAACAGACGAUGAAGGGAACACGAUGUUACACCUGGUUAUCAAGUUGAACGCUCGUCGAUGUGCUCGUCUCAUUUGCACAUUGAAUGCUUGUGAUGAACCGUGGCUAAGUCGAAAUUCUCACGGAGAGACGCCCAUUCAAAUGAAUGAACAAUCCGAAAUCGCCGACGAUUUGCGCAUUUUGACUUCCAAUUUCGACAUCGAGCGCGAGUCGAAAUUUUGGAUGAGUGAUCUAAACGAAGAGCUCAUUGAGGAACGUUUGAGGGAUUCUAAUUCGACAAAGGAAAUUCUCGUCGCACUCGAUGGAGGCGGGAUCAAAGGAGCCGCCGAGAUUAUGGCUCUUCGAGAAUUGUCUCUCCGCCUUUCAUCAACUUCUCCAUCAAUCACUUCACUCUUCAAAUCAUUUGAUUGGAUUGGCGGAACGAGUGUUGGUGCGGUCAUUGCUGCUUUCUCAGCUCCACGCCAUCAUGAAAAUGGGUCUCAGUCGCCGGAUACAAACCUUGGGUCAUUUCUCGCCGAAACCCGCGCCACCUUUCAUCCGAAACUCAAGAAACCUUCUUUUCGGGGAGAGCUUCUCCACAAAUCUCUUCGCGAACAUGUUGGAACGUCCCGGCUUGGCGAUAUCGAAGCAAAAUUUGUCUGCACAUCUGUUGAUGGAGCCAUGAUACCACCGAGACUGCUCGUUUUUCGGAAUUUCCCCAUCGAAGUUCAGACAGACGAGGAUCAUCGAGAGGUGGAAAUCGUCGACGCACUUAUGGCAUCAACAGCGUCUCCUCUACUACUUCCCGUCUCUCCACUCGGUCUCUCCGAUGGAGGAGUUCUCGCAAAGAAUCCCAGUCUCGUCCUCUUGACUGAAUAUCAUCGAUUCUAUGCGAAAGCCGUCCGCCAUCCAACUCCUUCACUAUUCCUUUCAUUAGGCACUGGCUACAACGAGGCGAGACGCACAAGUGGAAUUCAUUUUGGAGAUUUGCCGAAGAAUCGCGUUUUCUUCGAUUGGCAUUUUAUGCGCACGACGAAGAAUCUCUUUGACGUUUUUGUUAGCCAAUCAACAAGCGGCGACACAGCAUGUCUUGAUCAAGCAGCCGCUUGGUGUCUUGCUACGAGAAGUCCCUAUUUUCGCAUCAAUCCGCCAAAUAUUAAUCGUCUUUCAUUGACAUGUACUGAUGCAGAGAAAGUCGCCGAUUUUCUGUGGGGAGUCAUGGUUUAUCUCCGCACGACGGCUCGCCAUGAUCUCGAUCAACUCGCCAGUUUCAUCAAAAGGUUGAAAUCU